Molecule: messenger RNA, 555 nt
Organism: Histoplasma mississippiense
Lineage: Eukaryota; Fungi; Ascomycota; Eurotiomycetes; Onygenales; Ajellomycetaceae
Exons: 2
Coding region: 1-555 (184 amino acids)
Source: RefSeq, a predicted model, not a curated record
AUGAACACUUUCAAGCAUGAGGCCUUCAUGUCUCUGAAGCACUUGAUUCUUGAAGCGGAAUAUCAGCGGAGGAUCAACACAAUCAAUGCAGGGGUCGCAUUCUGUGGCGUGGAGGAAGGGCGGCCCUCGCGCCGGCCCGCGGUCGAUGAUGACCCUUAUCCUCUGACCAAGCGGCAGAGGUGCUUGUUAAAGGAUAACACCGAGGUCCUCUUGCACCAAGCAAUGGAGUCUGUGCAGGCCAAGUUCACAGCUGAACAGCCUCAGGCUUGCUUUCAGCCUUGCAUUUGCUUUCUCUGCAUUGGGAAUCCUAGUUGCUCGCUGGAGAGCCGCAUUAAAAAAUACGCAACACCCGGAUCACUUACAAGGCAUUUUCUACGAAGGCAUAUCAACCCUCCAUGGCCGGCCACUGGGGUUGAGUGCAAUGUUUGUGAGGGGAAGGUGCUCCCGGCCAAAUCUGCUCUUCUCAACCAUGCAGAGGAGGCUCAUGGAACUGUUGUGCGGGGUCACACUCAGGAGAAACUGGCAUUAGAAUAUCAACAGAGCCUAGAGAACUAG